Messenger RNA from Apaloderma vittatum (bar-tailed trogon), 1158 nucleotides. RefSeq names its product F-box protein 4 (gene FBXO4). Gene Ontology annotation, biological process: protein polyubiquitination; SCF-dependent proteasomal ubiquitin-dependent protein catabolic process. The transcript is spliced from 7 exons. Gene Ontology annotation, molecular function: protein binding. Bases 1 to 1158 code for a protein of 385 amino acids. Gene Ontology annotation, cellular component: SCF ubiquitin ligase complex. Lineage: Eukaryota; Metazoa; Chordata; Aves; Trogoniformes; Trogonidae. The record is from RefSeq and is a predicted model, not a curated record.
AUGUCGGCCGGUGGAACGGAGGAGCGGGGAGGGUUGGAAGGCGCCGUGCUUGGUCGUCUCCGACUCAUCCGGGAGCGAUGGAUGCGGGGGACCGGCGAACGCGGCAUCGCUCCCGGAGGAUGCUGGGGAGGUGAGCGCCUUGCAGACUCUGCCGGUGACGCUGCUCUCGACGGUUUUCAGAUCGACGUGCAGCUGAACAUCAUGUCGUUCCUCUCGCCCCAAGAUCUGUGUCAUUUGGGAAGCACGAGUUGUUACUGGAGGGCGGCCGUGCAAGACCCGUUGUUGUGGAGGUAUUUUCUCCUGAGGGAUCUCCCGUUUUGGACAUCCAUUGAUUGGAAAUCACUCCCAGAUGUGGAGGUUUUUAAUAAAGCCUUUUCAGAGGACAGCGAUAAUGUGCUGCAUGAUUAUAUGGCAGUAUAUAAAAAAAGCUGUCCUUGGAGUAGAAGAAGUUUGAAAUCAAGCCGUCCCCGGUAUGGGGCUGUGACUUCUGUUUUGCUGUCACUGGGAAUUCGGGCAGAACCUCGCUUCGCUAUGUUUGGGCCGGGUUUGGAAGAGCUGGAUGACUCUUUAGUGCAAAACAUGAUGACGUGUCCAGAAAUUCUGCUAGUAGCUGGCCUACCUCAAAGACAAAUUCAUGGAAUUGGAUCAGGAGUCAGUUUUCAGUGUAAUAACAAUCAAAAAUUCAAUAUUCUAACGUUAUAUUCAACCACCAGUGUGGAAAGGAAGAGAGCCAGGACACAGCAAGCUGUUGCUGUGAAUAAGAUGUUCUACCAAGACAACAGCGUAGUAGGCAAUCAGCAAGCCGUGCACUACAGUGUAAUAGCUGAAGUGAAAAAGGUGUGCGAAGUAGUUGAUGGAUUCAUUUAUGUUGCUAAUGCAGAAGCUCAUAAAAAGCAUGAACGUCAAGAAGAACUGGGUCGUAUUUUGGCAAUGAUUGAUCCAGCCCUGGGCCCUCCAAACAGACCUCUGCUAGUUUUGUCCUGUGUCUCUCACGCUGGUGUGAAAAGGAUUCCGUGUGUUUACAUGGCACAUCAGUUGCAACUAAAUCUGCUAUGUCAGCCCUGGAUGGUGCAGGAUACUGUAGCUGCAACUUUAGAUGGAUUGCUGAAUGGAAUUGAGUGGCUCCUGGAAGAAGCAAGUUGUAAAAAUGCACAGUAA